GUACUAAAUUAAUGUGGAUAAUACGUGAACCUCUCUUUGUGGUGACAUCACUUGAAACUGCAAUGCUGGCACUUUUAUAAGGCAGCCCACUCAACCAACCACUGGACAAUUAUGAGAUGAUCUCAGGAAGUAAAUUGAAAAGUUUUUGAAUAGAUAUUAAGAUUGAUAAUACAUAUCAGAGGUUGCACAUGGGGAAAUCAGUGUCAGAUGCACCCACAUCCAAGCCAUACCAGGGAGUGAGAGUCAAAGACCCUGUGAAGGAGUUGCUGCGUAGAAAAAGAGGAAAUGCUGCCAAAGCGGCACCCCCCACUGCUAUGGUGAUUUCUAGCAACACUUUGUCAUCAUACACACACGCAGGAGCUUCUAGUUUUGUAGAAGCCAACCAGACUGGUCUUAAUGAUUCAGUAGUAGAUGUCAGCGGGCUCUACACAGGAUGGCUCGCCCAGCCCACCAGCACAGCUGCUCUCCAGCCCAUUGGCCACUGGUCUUCUCCAGACUGCCAACAUCAUGACCCCUCCAGCACCACUGAUAUGUACGUCCAGCCCAUCUGUCCAAGUUACACUGUGGUGGGCCCUUCCUCCAUGCUGACUUUCACCCACACACCUCUCUUCACCAACCUGGGGACCAUGAGCACCUUCAACUCAACUCUGCCUCAGGAGGUCCCAGAUUCCUCCUUGACUUACAUUCCGUGGGCCCAGCCUUUAUCUACAAUCCCAAGCCCUGUCAUGCAGGCCCCGUCAAUACAACCAACCCUCUCGGCCACCCAGCUCUUCCCUGUGCCCCUGACCUUGCCAGUUGUCUCACCAGAACUGGAGCCUCAGCACAUGGAGCCUCCCCAGGCCACAGAGGGCACUCUGGCCCUUGAGAAGCUGCUGGAAGAAGAAGAUGAAGGCCACAAAGACACAUACAUCUGCAACCCUUCAUUGUUUUCAGAAGAUAUUUAAGAUAUUCAUUCAUUAACACAGAUUUGUGUGCAGCUUCUGUUAAUAUUUGGUCUGCUGAUGUGUAGCUAGAGGUGCAGAUGAAUUAGGUUCA
This is a messenger RNA of Myxocyprinus asiaticus (Chinese sucker), 1035 nucleotides long. RefSeq names its product POU domain class 2-associating factor 1. The coding region runs from base 189 to 944 and encodes 251 amino acids. Gene Ontology annotation, cellular component: RNA polymerase II transcription regulator complex. Gene Ontology annotation, molecular function: transcription coactivator activity; DNA binding; POU domain binding. The transcript is spliced from 5 exons. Gene Ontology annotation, biological process: positive regulation of transcription by RNA polymerase II. Lineage: Eukaryota; Metazoa; Chordata; Actinopteri; Cypriniformes; Catostomidae. The record is from RefSeq and is a predicted model, not a curated record.